AUGUUCCAUUAAUUUUCUCAAAUCUCUUCAAAAAGAAAAAUCACCUCCCUUUUUUUCUACUUGAUGAACAAAUUAGACCCAAUCUAGAACUUGUUUUCAUCCAAAACAAAAUGGGUUUUAACAUUACCUCCAUUAAAACCUCAUCAAAUGGAGCUUGGCAAGGUGAUAAUCCACUCAAUUUUGCCUUCCCUUUGUUAAUAGUUCAAACUACUUUAAUCCUUGUUCUUAGUCGUUUCCUAGCUUUCCUUCUUAAACCCCUUCGUCAACCUAAAGUCAUUGCUGAAAUUGUUGGGGGAAUUCUUCUUGGACCGUCAGCUUUUGGUCGAAACGAAGAUUACAUGCAUCGGAUAUUUCCGUCAUGGAGUAUGCCGGUGCUUGAAACGGUAGCGAGCAUUGGACUGCUUUUCUUCCUUUUCUUAGUAGGUCUGGAGCUCGAUUUAACAUCAAUCCGUCGUAGUGGCCGUAAAGCGUUCGGUAUAGCCUUCUGUGGCAUAUCAUUACCCUUCAUCUGCGGCUUUGGCGUGGCGUUUAUCCUCCGGAAAACCGUCGACGGAGCCGAUAAAGUCGGGUACGGCCAAUUCAUAGUUUUCAUGGGAGUAGCACUUUCCAUCACAGCUUUCCCAGUCCUAGCACGUAUCUUAGCCGAACUCAAAUUAUUAACCACCCAAGUUGGUGAAAUCGCCAUGGCAUCCGCCGCUUUCAACGACGUAGCCGCAUGGAUAUUACUAGCACUCGCCGUCGCUAUAGCCGGAAACGGGUCGGGUCAACAAAAGAGCCCAUUAAUAUCAAUCUGGAUCCUUCUCUCCGGCAUGGCUUUCGUCAUUUUCAUGAUGGUACUAAUCCGACCAGCCAUGAAAUGGGUCGCUCACCGUUGUUCACCGGAGCGAGACAUCAUCGACGAAGCUUACAUUUGUUUAACACUAGGUGGUGUAAUGGUCUCCGGUUUCAUCACUGACCUUAUCGGAAUCCAUGCAAUCUUUGGUGCUUUUAUCUUUGGAUUAACGAUUCCUAAAGAAGGUGAUUUUGCUGAGAAAUUGAUACAAAGGAUUGAAGACUUCGUAACGGGAUUGCUUCUUCCACUUUAUUUUGCUUCUAGUGGGUUGAAAACCGAUGUGGCGAAAAUCAAAGGUGGGGAAGCUUGGGGAUUAUUGGCACUGGUUGUAACCACGGCGUGCGCCGGUAAGAUUAUAGGAACGUUUGCGGUGGCGUUAAUGUUCGGAAUGGCUAUCAGAGAAUCGUUGGCGCUUGGGAUUUUAAUGAAUACUAAAGGAUUAGUUGAACUCAUUGUUCUCAACAUUGGCAAAGAGAAGAAGGUACUAAAUGAUGAAAUCUUUGCUAUAUUAGUUCUCAUGGCACUUUUCACUACCUUCAUCACAACCCCAGCCGUUAUGGCCAUUUACAAACCGGCGAGAGGUUCAUCCGUCCUCACUCACCGUAAACUCCGCGACUUAACCAACACCGACGAAUCGAAAGACCAACUCCGAGUCCUAGCUUGUCUCCAUGGUAUUAGCAACGUACCAUCAAUCAUAAGUCUCAUUGAGUCAACCAGAAGCACAAAGAAAUCCCAACUCAAGCUUUUCAUCAUGCACUUAGUUGAACUCACUGAACGUUCAUCUUCAAUCAUAAUGGUCCAUCGGGCUAGAAAAAAUGGGCUUCCUUUCAUUAACAGGCUUAGAAGAGGAGAUUGGCAAGACCGAGUUACCGGAGCUUUUCAAGCUUAUAGUCAAUUAGGUAGAGUCUCGGUUCGACCUAGUACGGCUAUCUCGGCUUUGUCCACUAUCCAUGAAGAUAUUUGCCAUGUAGCUGAGACUAAAAGGGUUACAAUGAUAAUUUUACCUUUUCAUAAACAAUGGAGGGGACAAGGUGACUUGCAAGUAAUUGAUAAUGUUGGACAUGGGUGGAGAUUGGUUAACCAAAGGGUGUUAAAAAAUGCACCAUGUUCAGUGGCUAUACUAGUGGACCGUGGGCUUGAUAAUGGUGCUCAAAGGGUUUGUAUUCUGUUCUUUGGGGGGCCUGAUGAUAGAGAAGCUUUGGAAUUAAGUGGUAGGAUAGCUGAACACCCUGCUGUUAAAGUGAGUGUUGUGAGAUUCAUUGAAAAAGAUGGGUUACAAAGUCAUGGUGUUGUUUUGAAGCCUUCAGCUAGCAAGUGUGCUGAAAAGUAUUAUAGCUUCUCUACUGCCCAUAUCAACACUGAAAAAGAAAAGGAAUUAGAUGAUGCUGUAGUGGUAGAAUUUAGAAGCAAGUGGGAUGGAAUGGUGGAGUAUAUAGAGAAGACAAGUAGCAACAUUGUUGAGGAAGUGUUGGGACUAGGACAAAGUGGGGAUUAUGAUCUUAUAGUUGUCGGAAAAGGGCGGUUCCCAUCACGAAUGGUGGCGAAAUUAGCCGACCGUCAAGCUGAGCAUGCUGAAUUAGGGCCGAUAGGGGACUUGCUGGCAUCGUCAAGUCACCGUGUUACGUCGUCGGUGUUGGUAAUCCAACAACACGAUACGGUGCAUGCGGAGGAAAUGCCGGUGGCAAAGGUGGAACAAAAUGAACAUGAUAUGGUUAAGGGAGAUGGGGAUGCAGGCAUGGGGGAGAUAUCAAAGGUUGUGUAAUAGGAAUUGAGGUCAGUAGUUGAUAAGAAGAAUAAACAAAAACCUUGUUGCUAAAUUAGGAGAGGUAUAAUGAUAUGGGUAGGAACAAGUAGAGCCUGUCCCAGGUUUGUGCAAAGGAAUAUUUUUAAUGCAUUAAAAGCUUGUUGAUAAAUAAAACCAUCAAUGUUAAAAUUUAAUAUUAUUUAUUACAUUUUACCUGUCCUGCUUAAA
Gossypium raimondii (Peruvian cotton) is the source of this 2804-nucleotide messenger RNA. Its product is annotated as cation/H(+) antiporter 20. Bases 111 to 2594 code for a protein of 827 amino acids. The transcript has 4 exons. Gene Ontology annotation, cellular component: endomembrane system; membrane. The record is from RefSeq and is a predicted model, not a curated record. Gene Ontology annotation, biological process: proton transmembrane transport; regulation of pH. Gene Ontology annotation, molecular function: antiporter activity. NCBI's taxonomy places the organism in Eukaryota, Viridiplantae, Streptophyta, Magnoliopsida, Malvales, Malvaceae.